AUGAGCCAAAAACUCCGGUCCCACUGCCUCAUCCUGCUCCCUUCUAAGCUCUUCUCCACCGACUCCUGUAUAAGCCGGCUCAGAUCCACCGAAUUUUUACCGAAAUCUAAUUCGUCAGCAUCGAUUGCGACCACGUAUAUGAGAAACGGGCGGGACUCGAAUUUCAUGUGGGUCCCGCUUCCUUGUUACACGUGGCAUCUUACAAAGAGCGUCUCCUCGAAAUCGGCUGCCCCCUGGGACACACGGGAAGGCAUCGUCUGGACGGCCCCGUCCCUGUUCUCCUUCUUACGCACGCAUACGGAUAAGCGGAGGCCGUUCAUCGAGGCUGGGAGAGAAGAGACAGCUCAGCUUUUGCAUUCCGAUGUGGGACAGGGCGCGAAUUGGCUUCCAAUUCCAAAUUCCUUUCUUUUGCGGCAGUUCUUGCUCCGUGGGUUUGUCUGUCGAGCUCUGUCCAGUUUCGAGCUUCGGCCGGGAGCGCCACGGGGAGAGGGACAUGCGGCGCUGGCGGGGCUGUCUAGGGUUGAGGGCAUUUUCGUCUUUUAUGGUGUCGGUCUGAAUGGCUGUGCGGGAGAGGACGAGAGAGGCCGUCCGCCGGGUGGUGGUGUGGGAUUGGUAGAGGGAGUCGCUCAGGGCCUCGAGUUCUUGGAGGAUCUGGACUUCAAUCAAAGAGCUGGUCUCCGCUGCACUGGGAUUGAUGACAUUAUGAUCCCGAUUAGUGGUUGUGUUAAGAACAGGUUCACUAACAGGAGCUAUGCUAUGGAUUUCAGUCUGGGGAGUGGGAACAACACUGGGGGUGGACAUUUGUUGGUUCUUCGGUGA
Striga asiatica is the source of this 819-nucleotide messenger RNA. NCBI's taxonomy places the organism in Eukaryota, Viridiplantae, Streptophyta, Magnoliopsida, Lamiales, Orobanchaceae. The record is from the annotation of a GenBank genome assembly.